UAAAUAGCUCUAUAAGUUUUUGGUUGUUGUAUAUGCCUCAUUAUGAAUUUAUGACAAUCAAUGCUGUUUGUUUCAUCUGACAGAGAGAGGGAGAUACAGAGAAAGAGAGCUUGAGGAAGGGUUUAAGCAGAUCUGCAAGAAACACUCUCAGAAUCAAACCGGCGGCGACAGUGACGGCGGCGAAAAGCGGCGGUGUUGGCCGCAAAAACGAUGCAAAACCAGCUAUGGUCAUUACCGCUAACGAUUUAUCAAAAUGGGAAAAUUUUCCUAAAGGACUUAAGGUUCUUCUUCUCCUCCACGACGGCGACAGCAACGGAGAUGGCUCUUCAGCCGCCGAGACUCGAUCAAAGCUCGAAUCAAUGGACUAUAUCGUUACUUCAUUCACCGAUGAAACUGAAGCACUCUCUGCGGUUGUCAAGAACCCGGAAAGGUUCCACAUUGCCAUCGUCGAGGUGAAUACGAGCGCCGAAAACGAGAGUUUCAAGUUUCUUGAGGGUGCCAAAGACGUCCUUCCUACUAUAAUGAUUUCAACUGAUCAUUGCAUCACUACUACACUGAAAUGCAUAGCGCUUGGUGCAGUUGAGUUCCUUCAAAAACCGCUCUCACCGGAGAAAUUAAAGAACAUUUGGCAGCAUGUUGUUCAUAAGGCAUUCAAUGACGGUGGAACUAAUGUUUCGGUAUCACUUAAGCCAGUGAAAGAAUCUGUUGUCUCGAUGCUUCAUCUUGAUACUGACAUGACAAGCGAUGAGAAAGAUCCAGCGCCAUCAACCCCGCAAUUGAAACAAAUUUCACGGUUACUAGGGGAUUGCCAAGAGAACAUAAAUUUCUCGAUGGAAAAUGUAAAUUCCUCGACCGAGAAGGAUAACAUAGAAGGUCAAGAUAUCGGUGAAUCUAAAUCAGUCGACACUACAAACUGCGAAUUAGAUGAUGACAAAGUGGUUGUCAAAAAAGAGAGAGGAGACAGUGAAAAAGAAGAAGAAGGUGAAACCGGAGAUCUCAUAAGUGAGAAGACAGAUUCAGCUGAGAUUCAUAAGAAAGAAGAUGAGACUAAACCGAUUAAUAAAUCAUUCGGGAUCAAGAACGUGUCUGGUAACAAAACUAGUCGAAAGAAGGUAGAUUGGACACCAGAGCUGCACAAGAAGUUUGUGCAAGCAGUUGAGCAACUCGGCAUUGAUCAAGCGAUACCUUCGCGGAUUCUUGAGUUGAUGAAAGUAGGCACCUUAACAAGACACAAUGUAGCUAGUCACCUUCAGAAAUUUCGGCAGCAUAGGAAGAAUAUUCUUCCAAAGGAUGAUCAUAACCAUAGAUGGAUACAAUCUAGAGAGAACCAUAGACCAAAUCAACGUAAUUAUAACGGUUUUCAACAGCAACACCGUCCCGUGAUGGCUUAUCCCGUUUGGGGUCUUCCCGGUGUUUAUCCGCCAGGAGCAAUUCCACCUUUGUGGCCGCCGCCGCUUCAGUCCAUUGGUCAACCACCUCCGUGGCAUUGGAAACCACCCUAUCCAACGGUGAAUGGUAAUGCAUGGGGUUGUCCGGUUGGACCGCCUGUGACCGGAUCAUAUAUUACUCCUUCGAAUACUACCGCCGGUGGAUUUCAAUAUUCAAACGGAGCUGAAACCGGCUUCAAAAUAAUGCCGGCGAGUCAGCCGGACGAGGAAAUGAUAGAUCAAGUGGUUAAAGAAGCGAUCAGCAAACCGUGGCUGCCGCUACCGCUCGGGCUAAAACCGCCCUCCGCGGACAGCGUUUUGGCUGAGCUAUCGCGUCAAGGCAUCUCAGCCGUCCCUUCUUCUUCUUGUUUAAUCAACGGCUCUCAUCGUCUACGCUGACGUGUCCAUGAAACAGAACCCGUAGAUAUGAUGACGUCAUGCGUGGCGUACUUGUCCGUGUCUGA
Arabidopsis arenosa is the source of this 1891-nucleotide messenger RNA. Lineage: Eukaryota; Viridiplantae; Streptophyta; Magnoliopsida; Brassicales; Brassicaceae. The record is from the annotation of a GenBank genome assembly.